Molecule: messenger RNA, 945 nt
Organism: Eruca vesicaria subsp. sativa (arugula)
Lineage: Eukaryota; Viridiplantae; Streptophyta; Magnoliopsida; Brassicales; Brassicaceae
Source: the annotation of a GenBank genome assembly
GAAAUAUGUUAGUGCUUCGGAGAGAGACUCUCUAUAAAGACCAAAAAUCCCGAAAACAAAAUACCUUCAUCGCCUCUCGAAAACGCUAAGCGCAGCAGUCGCCAUGGACGUAUCCACGGACAAAGGUCUGGAAUUGAACGGUGGUGGGACUCGAAAUAGCAGAAUUAUUAGGAUGGUGGUUGAAGGAUACGACACCUCCCCUUAUAGAGAUGACAUCGAAGAUUCUCUGGUAGAACACUUCGAAUCACGUGGAAUAAGGUUAAUACAUGUCUCUGUUCCUAUGAACGACAGCAACUUACGUAGUCGCAGACGCGCCUUAAUCUAUGUUAAUGGAGAAUGUGAAGCACAGGCGUUGAAGCUUGAUGGAAGUUACGUGGGACGACACCGUAUUUUAAAAAUUACGGCUUACCCUUUUGACGACAAUAGCCUUGAGCAUCUCUUUCCUGCUCCUACCAGUUCCAUAGACGAAAACCGAAGGCGCUCGGUGAAAGUUACAGUAUUUGAUACUUCCCUCUCACUGAAUGAUAUCGAGGAGAUGCUACUUAGGGUUUUCCCCGGAUUCGAAUGUUUUCCUCACGGGAACGGCGUAGCUGUGCUUGCUUUCUGUGGACCAUAUGCUAUGGACGAGGUUCUUAAACUUAGCGGAGGUUCUGUGGAAGGCUUUAAUUUUGCAGUUACUGAGGUCUUCUCAGAAAUUCGUAUGGGGACUGUUGGCGUCUCUCUCGCAGAUGCAACUCGGUUAGGUUGGUUUAAGGAUUCUUAAACCAAUCAGAAGAUCAAGACUACGGACUAGAAAUCUCUCUCACUUUCUCUCUCAGAUGCUGUCUCGUGUUAUUAACUUGUGUCAUGCAAUGCCACCUUCUUCUCUUCUCUUGUCUGGAUCUUGAAUGUUAUGUUUUUAUUCGCGUGUGUUGUUUUUUUUUAAUGAUAAAACUCUGUAAAAAC